Rotaria sp. Silwood2 is the source of this 489-nucleotide messenger RNA. The record is from the annotation of a GenBank genome assembly. Lineage: Eukaryota; Metazoa; Rotifera; Eurotatoria; Philodinida; Philodinidae.
AUGUUUAUUCGUUCAUUAAAUCAUCUUCUUAAAAAAUCUAGUAAUGCUUGUCUUUCAACAGAAAUUCGACGAGCAUUAUCGAACGGAUCAUUUGUUCGACAGUUAUUCGAACAAGAAACAUCAACUUAUACUUAUAUAGUAGCUGAUGGAAAAACUAAAGAUGCUUUGAUUAUUGAUCCAGUUAUAACAACAGUAGCACGCGAUAUGCAACUUAUUAAACAACUCGGUUUACGUUUACGAUAUGCAUUUAAUACACAUGUUCAUGCUGAUCACAUUACUGGAAGUGGUCGUCUUAAAACGUUAUUACCCGAAUGUCGAAGUGUAAUAAGCAAGGAUAGUGGUGGAAAAGCAGAUAUAUAUGUUGGAGAUGGUGAUGAAAUUGAAAUUGGUGAUAAAAAUGACAAAAAUCAACGUCUAAUAAUUGAAUGUCGAUCAACACCAGGACAUACAAAUGGUAGAUCAAAUUUAGAUUUUACUUAUAAAAAAUAA